Messenger RNA from Leguminivora glycinivorella, 1071 nucleotides. RefSeq lists its product as uncharacterized. The transcript is spliced from 5 exons. The coding region runs from base 44 to 991 and encodes 315 amino acids. The record is from RefSeq and is a predicted model, not a curated record. NCBI's taxonomy places the organism in Eukaryota, Metazoa, Arthropoda, Insecta, Lepidoptera, Tortricidae.
GAACGGUUAGGAUAUAAGUUCCUUUACUUCGUUAUAAGUGAAAAUGGGAUCCGGAUUUAAGUCAUCUCUUUAUGCAUGUUUACACCUUAUGCCAGAUUGGAUGCGAAGAGUAACCGAUGAUUAUAAGGAGGAGGAAGCAUGCGGAGUUCGGGACUGGGGAAUGCACCUUCUAGAGAAGCAGGGUCGAGCCGCCGUGUGGGCGGUGAGCGCAGAGCUGGGCGCGCGAGCCCCAGGUGUGGCCGCGUUGGCCUGUCGCCUCAUGGAGCGAUACCUUUAUAGCCAGAUGCAGCACUUUGAUAGUCACCAAAUCCAGCGAUUUACGCAGGGACUUCGCUCAAGAAUACCCGCCUUAAUCGCAUCAUGCGUCCAAAUAGCCGCUAAGAGCAACUCUGCCGCUCUCUCCCUGUCGGCCUCGCACGUGUGCAGCUACCUUUACCGGCAAGGCGUCCACCACUCCGUCAAAGAUGUCGUCACGUGGGAAUACCACGUGUUUCAAACUAUCGGCUACCGCGUGCCGCUGUGGACGAGCGUGGAGGUGGCCGAGCUGCUAGCGGUGCAGGCGCGGCUGCCGCCGACGCUGCUGGAGCCGCUGGCCAUCGUCGUCAACCUGGCCGAGUACAAGCGCGACCGGCUAGACCGCCGCGUGCGGUGGGUCGCCAACGUCUCACCUCACAGUUCGAACUCGUCGAGCUGCGACGAGCCAAGCGCGCGGCCGCUGACCGUGCGCACGGCGCACCUCGCCGCGGGCGCCGUGGCGGCGUGCGCUCGAUACUUCGGCCGCACGCGCCCCAUGCUGGAACACCAUCUCGCCUCCUACAUCAACGUACCGCUCUCUUACGUCGAGUGCUUGAGAGACUCCAUACUAGCGGAGGCCAUCAUCGAUGACACUCAUGAUGUUUGCAAGCGGAGAAGGUGCUUGAGAGACUCUAUUUUAGCAGAUGCCAUUAUGGACGACUCUUAUGAUGGUUGCAAGCGGAGGAGGUACGAGUAGUUGCUCCAGUAGAAAGUGUUGCUAGCAGUCUGUCGCUUUGCGAAUGGACUAAGAAAUGUAGAAUGUAAAUGUAGUUGAUA